Trypanosoma conorhini is the source of this 1062-nucleotide messenger RNA. Its product is annotated as mucin-like glycoprotein. Bases 1 to 1062 code for a protein of 353 amino acids. The transcript has a single exon. The record is from RefSeq and is a predicted model, not a curated record. Lineage: Eukaryota; Euglenozoa; Kinetoplastea; Trypanosomatida; Trypanosomatidae.
AUGACGACGCUGGCGGUGCGGCGCCGUGUGGUGUGCGCCCUGGCGCUCCUCGCGCUGCUCUGCGGCUGCUGCGCCUCGUUCGUCUGCGGGGCGAAUCCUGAGGAGGUGAAUGUGUUGUUGGAGGUGUCGUGCCCGAACGAAAAAAAGAAGUUGCGUUGGCGCGUUGCUGGUGAGGAAACGUGGCAGAAUUGUUCAUUCGGUGUGAAUGAUAUGUUUGGUUUGAGUGGAAAGUAUGGCAGCCCGAGUGAUUCCGUCUGCGCCUGGGCCGUGUUUAUGUACCCGAGUCCCGUCCGUUAUCCCGGGCGCAGUGGAUCCGCAGCGACGGACGCUGUUGCCUUGACGCUGAAGUGCGGGACGGAUAACAACAGCGGAGUGUACAAGCGGUGGCUAAUCGCAAAUAAAAGUAACACCGACCAACUUGCUGCUGCUGCGGGCAGCGAUCCACCUGGCACGCUAACGCGCUGCACCACGCAAACGUCCAGUGGGGAAGCAUGCGGAGAGGUGGUGGAGGAGGAUGAGGAGGAGGACGAGGAGGAGGAGGAGGAGGAGGAGGAGGAGACGCAGCGGGGGGGAGAUCCAACCGGAGCCGAGGGCAGGAAGACAGAGACGGCGCCCGCAAGCCGCGGAGGAGGGCCACAGCGGCCGCAGGGGGGAGAUGCAGGCGCCGCAGGGGACGAUCAGGGUGUCGGCGCCGAAGGCCCUACCGCACGGAACCACGCGGAGAACACUGCGGCCCCGUCGGCAGCCGCGGCGGCCAGCCAGCCGCACGAGAGCGGAGGGACGCAAACGCCCCCAACCUCUCAAGCCGAAUCCGGCGCGUCCAGCCCCGCCCCUCCCGCCGGCGGCAGCGAUGCAACCACCACUACUACUGCAACAGCAACCACCAGCACUUCGAGUGAUGGGAGCCACGCGAAAAGCAAAGCGGGCGGCAGUGCCACCAACAGCAACACCACUCAGAACGCCGUGGCAAAUGCUGCGGAUCGCAGUGCCACCUCCACUCCGUUUGUGUGUGCGCCUCUCAUGCUGCUACUCACGGCCGCCCUUGCCUGUGCUGCUGGGUAA